This is a messenger RNA of Ceutorhynchus assimilis (cabbage seed weevil), 816 nucleotides long. The record is from the annotation of a GenBank genome assembly. NCBI's taxonomy places the organism in Eukaryota, Metazoa, Arthropoda, Insecta, Coleoptera, Curculionidae.
AUGGUGUCUUCCCCAGUACAAAACCUGAGUGAUUUUAUCAAAAACAGGCCCCCUGUAGUGGUCUUUCUAAUGUGUUUAGUGAUUUUAGCAGUUUCUACCUUUUAUUUUGCUUUUGAAAUCGAAAAAGAUGGACCAACGAUUGAUAGUGAUAAAAAACAUGACUGGAUCCAAAUGCUUAAACAUUUCAACAAAUUGGACACUUGCAUUAACACUUCUACAUGGUCCACUGACAUUAAUACAUUGGAUAAUGAGCAACAUUUCAAAGAUGAACUAAGCUUAGCCACAAAAGUUACUUUUGAAAAUGCUCAAGCUUUUAAAUCUUUGACUAGAUUGUAUGGAUCAUUGUCUUUAAAAGAAUGGUACUCGACUACUUGCCAAGAUCAAGACAAACUACCAAAAUUUGUAGAUAUAUUUUUCGAUGUUCCACCAUUACCAAAUGAUUUAAACGAAUCGAUAGAUGUGUGUGUUACUAUCAAAGGCCCUGCAGAACUAUUGCCAUUUUUUAAAGAGUCAUUAUGUAAACCAGCUGUUAUGAAUAAACAAACAAAGAUGGUGAAGGGAUUUUUCUCAUCCAAGCUUUCAAAAACUUCUGAUCCAUUUUUCUGCAAAAACGGCACCAUUACAAAAGUAAAGUUUGAUAUGACUGUGCCAGAAGUUCAAAACUACCUCAGUGAUGAUGUCAGGACACAGAUUUAUAUCCAUUUAAUGUGGUGCAGCUAUUUUUUGGUUUUUAUUAUAUUUGGAAUUUUGGUAUAUUCUAUUGUAAAGAAAUCAGACUAUUUGGAGCGUAAGGAACAAAGUGCUAGGCUACUUUAA